AGCUUCGAAGUAACGCCAACCCUCCAAAUUUCAUUUUUGGUUCAUAUCCAUCCAUCCCGUUUUCCAAUUCAUACUCUAUUUCGAUUUCUCAUUCGGUUCCGUUCAAAUCCAUCCUAACCCACAACAAUCAUCAUGUCUCUCAAUCAUCCUCCACAGUCCCUACCAUCCUUUGCACAAGCAUUCUCCACUUCUUCUCUCAGUUCAAUCCCAAGCUCAAAUAACGCGUUACCCCCAAUUCAACGAACAAAUCAAACAAUUUCACCUCCUCUUUCAUCACGACAACCUAGCGUAGACCAACUAAGAAACUCUAGAAAGCGUUCAAGAGAAGAGGUCAUCGCUCGUGCAGACAGCAACUCUGACUCUGGCCACAAUGAUAAUGAUAGCCGCCAGUCACCAAGAGUCCUACGAAUAAAGGAGGAAGACGACCUCGAUGAUCCAAGAAUCGAAUCUCAAUCCCCUCCUCCAAUUCCUCCACCCUCCCCCAAGAAACGACGGGUCACAGUCAGCGGUACCAUCCACCCACCACCACCCAACUCUGCUCCCUCUUCCUCUGAUACAUCACAUUCUACUCCAAUUACACCCGUGGUCAUAACAAUACCCACAGCAGAAGAUCCUUCCAGGGAACAGUUGAGGUCUAUUCAGGCCCUCAAACAGCAACCGAAAUCACUCAUUGAACAACGCAGAGGAAGUUUCGCUGGUCCCCCCGGUCCGACAACCAUGUUGUCACCUGCUAUUAAUAAUGGUACUUCAUCCUCUUCUGCCACUUAUUCCCCUCCAGAACCUCCUUUGCAAUCAUCCAAACUCUCCACUCUCCCAAGGUUGGGUCGACGUAGUCCAAAUACGGCUCCCCGUACAGGUCCUGCUCGUGCGACUGUUGCUUCACAGCCACUCACUCCUCCCCCUAUGAUCGUACCAAGUCAACAGUCACUCUCCACUAGUGAUGCCCCUCAACAGAGCCCUCCUUCAAACUCCCUACCACCUCCCCCUAUCAGUUUCGCCCGCCGUCGCGCAGCUCAGUCCGGUGGCCGUAAAAGAAAGCCCGCUGAUAUUGUCAUCAGCCCUCGUGGCCCUCAUUCUUCUGAUCCACUCGUACCUGUCAUACAAAGCGCUCCUCCAGUCCCAGAAUUUGGUCGCUUCCCCAUGGCUUUACCAAGACUUCCAACCGCUCUAAGUGGAAACCAGACAGCUCGAAGAGUCGCCACCAAUGUUCCUCCAACUCCCACCCGAUUCGGCUUGCAGCAUACCAUAGGUCCCACUGCACCCCGCACCGCCACGUCUACAAGAUCUCCCCCUGCUAUACCAAUCGCAAACUCAUUGGUACCACCUACACCACGCUCCCUCCAACAUCCAGGCUACUCGGGAGACAAAUCUGCCUUUUUGGCGCCCUUUGAGGUCUUCUAUGACGCGCUCAACGACUCUAAGCAGAUGAAAAACUGGCUGUCAGAGCAGCUGCAAAAAUCAAACGCGCUCUUGCAAUCUCUACAAAAGGUGGAUCAGGUUGUCGAGGAUUUGGUAGAGAAAAGGACGCGUUCGAUGCAGGAGGAGAUGCAAAGUAUGCGUCAACGCAUGGAUUCCUUAGAGGAAGCACUUCGUGCUGUGCGCGCAGACUCGGCACGCAAUCAGAGCGCCGGGUACCCCCAGGGGUCCAAGUUCCCCCAAAACGGAAUGUCAUCUGGCUCCGAACCAUCAUCGUCAUACAGAUUCCCCACUGCCAACGAGCCGCGCCGACGAGUCUCGCCGCCUAGCUGGGGCACUGAUAAGGAUCGCGCUGCGUCUCGGUCUCCUGAUCCUGACCGGCGAAUGUCGGUAUCCGUCGCACGGUUGGAAGCCCCACCACGUCUGAUAUCGGGCGACAUUCAGUCCCAAGCACCUUAUUCGCCAUUCGCUGCCACAUCCGGUCGUAGUGGACCUGUGCCUGCGUCUAACCCAAAACGCACUCCCCCGCUACGAUCUCAACCUGUACCUGAGCGGACAUCUACGCGCCAAGCAGACGCACGACCACCGAACCGAAUGUACUACUCAGGAUCGUAUAACUGUGGGAGCGGCGAAUCAUCCAGGAGUAGCGACAGCCAUAAAAAUUCCGGCGCGAUGGAGGAGCGCUGAUCUUUUUUUGCAUUCCUACUGAUUUCGUGCAUACCGCUUUCCUGGAUGCUAUCAGGACCAACAUUCUUUGCGCUCGGACGUUCUGCAUGACCGCAUUUAUUGCGGAGGAUCUUGGACAAAAUAUCUCUCCUUAUCGCAUGCGUUGUCGUCUAGUUAUAGUCGCUUUCGAGUUCUCUGUUUCGUUUCGCAUGGUUUCGUUUUUUAGUUUCAAAGUUUCAGUUCGCUGAUUGCU
Molecule: messenger RNA, 2335 nt
Organism: Suillus clintonianus
Lineage: Eukaryota; Fungi; Basidiomycota; Agaricomycetes; Boletales; Suillaceae
Exons: 2
Coding region: 133-2103 (656 amino acids)
Source: RefSeq, a predicted model, not a curated record